AAAUAUAGAAUGCAGAUACUUAUCCUCCACGAACCAUUUUCAAGCAGCACUACAACCAACACUUCUGCCAUCAAAUUAACCAUCAUAUAUCCCUGCAACUGCCUCCAUGGCAUCGACGGAUAAGUCAGCUAACCCGGAAACCGGUAAGGAAGUUCCACCACCAAAGGCCUCGUACGGAGACACGCCUCCUCCUCCUCCUCCUCCAAAAGCAGUUGACUUGUUUGCAGUCGAUGUGGCACUUAGGUUCUUGGUGUUUGCAGCAUCACUAACAAGUGUAUUGGUCAUGGUAACUAGCAAGCAGACGGUAUUCCGAGGCCCUAUCCCGUUAAAAGCCAAGUUUGAUCACUCUCCUGCCCUCAUAUACUUUGUAGUGGCACUAUCAGUUGCAGGCCUCUAUGGUAUUCUUACUACACUAGCAUCCCUUUCAGUCAUCUGGAAGCCAAUAUUCUCAACCAAGUUCUUGCUCCACUUUGCAUUUUGGGAUGUGCUGAUACUGGGUCUAGUGGCCUCUGCCACGGGUACCGCCGGGGGUGUUGCGUAUAUUGGAUACAAGGGCAAUGAACAUUUGCAGUGGAACAAGGUUUGCUCUAUUUUUGACAAGUACUGCAAACAUCUAGCAGGCUCCCUCGCUACGUCGUUGUUUGCUUCGGUUUUGCUGGUCCUUCUGGUGUGGCUGUCAACUUUCUCACUCCACAAGAAAAUUCCCAAAUAGAGUUGGUGAAAUAUAUAUAUCGCUUCAAAUUGUGUGAUGUGACUUGUGAGCGUGUCUCAUAUUGAAUCUUAGUAUUGGAUUUGGGUGAAAUAUAUAGUUAACGGUUCUCUAUAUGUUAUGUAAAUGUUGUCUAUAGUAGGGUAUUGAACUAUUGAUUCUAAAUUGUCUUGUAUUAUUUGUAACACUCAUAGUGGAGAGUUAGCGUGUGGAUUUCUGUAAUAUAUGCUAGAGUACUUAUCAGUUUUCCGA
Messenger RNA from Rosa chinensis, 961 nucleotides. RefSeq names its product CASP-like protein 1D1. The transcript has 3 exons. The record is from RefSeq and is a predicted model, not a curated record. NCBI's taxonomy places the organism in Eukaryota, Viridiplantae, Streptophyta, Magnoliopsida, Rosales, Rosaceae. Bases 107 to 712 code for a protein of 201 amino acids.